Messenger RNA from Meyerozyma guilliermondii ATCC 6260, 1707 nucleotides. RefSeq lists its product as uncharacterized. Gene Ontology annotation, molecular function: ubiquitin binding. Bases 1 to 1707 code for a protein of 568 amino acids. Gene Ontology annotation, cellular component: endoplasmic reticulum. The record is from RefSeq and is a predicted model, not a curated record. Lineage: Eukaryota; Fungi; Ascomycota; Pichiomycetes; Serinales; Debaryomycetaceae. The transcript has a single exon.
AUGGAUCUUACACCCGAACAGCAAGAUCUUGUGACACAAUUUGUGUCUAUAUCUGGCGCUGAGGACGAUAGACAAAAGGUGGUGUCGCUUCUAACCGUCAACAAUUGGGAUUUAAACAAUGCUCUUUCGUCGUAUUUCGACCAUGGAUUUGACGUAAUUGACCGGAUAUCACUGCUGGCAAAUUCCGGAAGUCAAGAUGCAGCAGUAUCUGCAUCGGGUCCGGAAAUACUCCAGGACCCUGCAGAAUCGCAUCUCUCUCAUCGACGAACCUCAUCUUCGGCAGGACCCGAAUUAGUCAAUCUUCAGAGCCAAAUGUUUCUCGAGUCGUUUCGACCAAAACUUCCCAAGGCGCCACGAAUUUCCAAUCAUUGGCAACUAGAGCUCGGAAUCCACUCAUCGCUUUCGGAAAAACUGCUGCAUAAUCCUGACCGUCGGCCGGCCGUCAAUUCAUGGUGGUUAGUGCUCUUGCUCGUGCCAAGAACUCUUCUUCUGUUUUUGGUUUCGAUCUUCAAGUUUCUCUUUGUGGGCUCGAGUAGUCAUUUUAUCGGCCGGUUUCCAUCGCAAUUCGAUUAUGCAAAGUAUUCUGAGAAUUUUGAUUUCAAAGAAUCGAUUGACAACAAAACUUCGGAAGUUUCUCCAGAAGUGGUGGACUUGUCGCAAUUCAACAUAAAAAGCUCCGAUUUCAAUCUGGUGCUCCAAUCUGCGCAAACCGGGUACUCAUGGCUUCUUGUUAUUCUAGUAGAUAAUCGCAGCGAAUCGCAAGAAUUUUGUCGGCGGCUUUUUUCCAGUCCAGAAUUUGCCCAAUUGCUCAACAAGACAAGUGGAACCUUUAAAGACAACCAGAUUUUUGUUAAUAAUGUUGAAGAGUCGCCAGAAGCUUACGAAGUGGGAAAGACAUACAAAGCUAAAAGACUUCCAUUUUUGUGUCUUGCAGCCAAUGUUUCCAAUGAUCCCUCGGUAAUGGCAUCGAUGUCUACACUCUACAAGUCCAAUGUGGCACCAGACUUUCUUUCUCCAGAACUGAUAAAUUCCACCAUUAAAAAAUUGACUGAAAAUUUGGAGAAGUUGAUGGAGUCUUAUGAUCCUCAAUUAAUUGCCCAAAGAUUUGACCAGCAAGAAAUUGAGUUUGCAAGGCAGCUUAAAAAGCAGCAGGACGAUGCAUAUAUCCAGUCCCUUGAAAAAGACCGGUUGAAAAAAAUGGAAAAAGAUCACCAGCAGCAAAUGGAGAAAACCAUGAAAGAAAUGGCCCAAAAACGGGAAACAUUUUUGAUGAGUUUGAUUCGAGAAAACUGGUUCCACGGUGUUUGCGAGGGCGAAAACAAGGUAAAAAUUGCUAUAAAACUCCCCAAUGGUAAACGGCUCAUCGAAACGGUUCUGAAAACCGUCACUUUGCAGCAAUUGUACUUGUAUGUGGAAACGAGAUUGUAUGAGGAGGAUAAAGAGAUUAAUUCGGAAAACGAAAAAGAGAUUAGUUUGGAUAACGAAAAAGAGAUUAAUUCGGAUCCAAUUCUGCAUAACGAGUAUUUUGCUACAUUUCCAUUCAAGUUCGACCUCAUUCAGCCGUACCCCAAAAAAGUUUUGGAUGUGACCGGCGAGACCCUCGGCGACAUUCCGGAAUUGCGCUCGGGCGCCAAUUUGCUCGUAGAGUACCAGGAAGUUGGUGACAGCGACGCCAGCGACGACGCCAGCGACGACGACCAUAGAUAA